GAAGGGAUGAAACAGAAACAGAGUAUGUUUAUUUACGCUAAUUAUCAGAAUUACAUUAUUUUCUUGCCAUACGUGUCUAGAAAAACAAUAUUAUUCUCUAAUAUGAAUGUUGGAAUCUCAUUUCCUUGCCACCCACGCUCCCUCUGCACUUCCACACAAAGUCAAAAGACAGCUGAUUGCUUUGCGAUGAUCCUUGAUGUCCGCGUGCUGCACAUGACUAACUGGGGAGCGAUGCUAUCUAUAUUCCCUAUUCAUAUUUAAUUCUCUAUUGCAACUGAUAUUACACAUUCAAAGUUCAUUCCCAAGCCCAUUAAUAAUGAAUCGCUCACAUCUAUCAUGCAUUCUUAAUAACAGGGCAGAAUUAGAAGUUGGCGGUACUCAACCACAUAUUUCAUUCUAUUAUUACUCAUCACGUUAAUUAGCAUAAGGGCAAUUGGCUGACACUAAUGAACGUGCUUGUUUGAGUGCAAUGAACAAAAAGGUUAACACGCAUGCUCUCAUUAGCCUUAUGAACAUCAUCGAGGAGAAAGUGAGUAUAAGACGCCACUGCGUGCACAAAAACAGCUCAUUUGUGACAAACAGAAGACAGUCGUCAUAAAAUAUGGAGUUUCUUCCAGAAUAGUAUCUAUUUAUAGACGAGCAUAUCAAAACAGCGCAGCGAUGGAGCCUGGCCAGUGCAUUUCAAAUGCACCGUGAACUCUUCUUCCACAUGUUCUGAUGACGUGGGCCUGUUGCAUCACGACGACGACAUCAGAGGGAAUAUUUUUAGCUCUCGCUGAAUGAGCAAGUGUGACACACGCUGCCCUCCCUGCGCAGGCAUAACAAUGUCUUUGAAUCUCGAGCGAUGGAGGCGAAGAUAAAUGCAUUCAGAGGUAAAUUGAGGGGGUGGAGCAGGGGUGAAAGCUGGAGAGACGGGGCCCCGUUUCCUAUCGGGGAGUUGCUCUGUGCAGCUGGCCAGGAUUAAGACGCUGACGGCCCAGUCACAGCUCUGAGUCAUCGUGGAGCCCGCUAGCCAACAGAGGAGCCUAGAGGGGAAACACACAACUAUUCUAACCAGCCGUUCUGCGGCCCACCUCCUGCUCUGACGCAGCGUCCAGCAGGGAUAUACAGUAUCGACCUUGGUGGGGUGAAAGCCGCAGCCCAGUAAACACAGAGUGUUGGGAAGAGCAACGAUGAACGUGACAGAAGUCUACGUGGGAAUAGCCAACAUCUACACCCAGGGAAACGUGUCUGGUAAUGGCAGCAUGGGCGUCCUGAGCAUCCCCUCCUCCCUAAACAAAGUCAUCAAUAUAUUCACCGUCGUCAUCCUCUUCAUCACCAUGAUUUCCCUUGGCUGUACCAUGGAGAUCUCCAAAAUCAAGACCCAUCUCUUCCAGCCGAAAGGAGUAGCAAUCGCCCUGCUGGCCCAGUUCGGCAUCAUGCCCCUGACCGCUUUCUCUCUCGCCAAAACGCUCCAGAUGGACCCCGUCAAGGCGGUCACGGUGCUCAUCUGUGGCUGCUGUCCAGGGGGAAGCUUAUCAAACAUUUUCUCCCUGGCCAUAAAGGGUGACAUGAACCUGAGCAUCGUGAUGACCACUUGCUCCUGUAUCGCGGCACUGGUUCUGAUGCCUUUGCUGCUCUACAUCUACUCCCAAGGCUUCCCCGGUCUGGAAAACGCCGUUCCAUACGUCGGCAUCGUCUCUGCUCUCGCGUCCACCUUGGUGCCCUGUGCCGUCGGCAUUGCCAUUAAUCACUACAAACCAAACUACUCAUCGGUGGUCAAAAAAGCUGGCCUCAGCAUCCUGAUAAUCUCUGGCAUCAUCGUGUUCAGCCUGUCUGGCUUCGUCGUCAAAGACAUUCUAUGGAUGGUCCUCACACCUGAUGUUCUGGCCGUGGCUGCACUGAUGCCGCUGAUUGGCUUCAUGCUGGGAUAUAUCAUGUCUGUCGUAUGCAGACUCAGCCCACAAUGCAGCAGGACAGUCUCCAUGGAAACAGGAUGUCAAAAUAUCCAGUUGUGCAUUACCAUCCUAAAAGUGGCCUUUUCCCCUGAAGUGAUCGGCCCCAUGUUUCUCUUCCCUCUGAUAUACUACACAUUCCAGUGUACAGAGGCCCUGAUCCUGACCCUGAGCUUCAGAUGUUACCAAGCAUUCAAGCCCCCAGCUGAGGGCGGCGUGGACAUUAAACAAGAGGAGAAACAGCCGUGACUGUUGCACAGAUGAAACUCCAGAGCUGGAGAGGGAAACCGAGAGGAGCUGCACCCAUCGUCUGCAUAUUCUUCACUUCGUUCCUGUGACACCAUGACUGUUAAAGCAAACUAAUACCGUUAUUGUUUUUUAUUUAAUCAAUUCCAUGCAAUGUUACUGUUACUACGGGUAGUGCCUGCUAGACAAUGAUGAAGAAUAUUUCCAUUUUGUAUUUAUAUUUUUGAAAAUCUUGUGUUAUAUUGAAAUUUGCUCAUUGUAUGACUGACACUUUGAGAAUUAAUGAGUUUAUAAAAUAAAUCGACGUGCCACUUUU
Messenger RNA from Pseudoliparis swirei, 2496 nucleotides. Its product is annotated as hepatic sodium/bile acid cotransporter-like. NCBI's taxonomy places the organism in Eukaryota, Metazoa, Chordata, Actinopteri, Perciformes, Liparidae. Bases 1173 to 2183 code for a protein of 336 amino acids. Gene Ontology annotation, cellular component: membrane. The record is from RefSeq and is a predicted model, not a curated record. Gene Ontology annotation, molecular function: bile acid:sodium symporter activity. Gene Ontology annotation, biological process: bile acid and bile salt transport. The transcript has 6 exons.